Messenger RNA from Westerdykella ornata, 907 nucleotides. RefSeq lists its product as uncharacterized. The coding region runs from base 97 to 558 and encodes 153 amino acids. NCBI's taxonomy places the organism in Eukaryota, Fungi, Ascomycota, Dothideomycetes, Pleosporales, Sporormiaceae. The transcript is spliced from 2 exons. The record is from RefSeq and is a predicted model, not a curated record.
UACCGACUCACGCUGCCAUACUUUCACACAGCAGCAGCCGACCGGUUUCCGACCUUCAAUUACACUUUAACCCGCACAUCGCCUGGUUUUGCAAGUAUGAGCGAAACACAACCACAACCUCACAACCGCAACUGCUGCGCGUGGCUCGAGGACCUUCACAUCGAGUACCACGGCUGUGAUCCCUCCAUCUGCGUUCUACACGCCGCACCCUACCCUGUCGUAUCUGAUCCGCCGGAAAUACAAAGCAUUGACGGCACCCUUGAGGACCAGGAAACAAUCAACAGGAUAUUUGGGCCCGAGUGGCGCUUCUUUUCAUCCCAACACUGGAUAUCACUGAUAUCCGAACUCCCUCAGAGCCGACCCAAGCCUCAGAAGGCCCGACGGUCAUUUCAUCUAAGGGCGAUGGCAGGGAACGCUAGAGAACCCAGCAGAUCCCCCCAAAAGCGACACCGCCAAACCUCCAGCACGGUUUCGGGGUCUCCUCCGAAGAGGUUGGCCGUGAGACACAGUGCACCAAAAGCGCACGAAAAGACAAUAGCCACACAGACGAGUCCAUAAGGUUCAAACUCUGCUAGUGACAAAGGGAUGGAUACCUCGCUAAGCAGCCAUCUCCAAGAUGUCCAACUGAACAAUCACACGGCGACGUCCAAAACUGUCCCUCAUGCCGAUCCGGAACGGACUCUCCGAUCACUAGACGAUGUCAACGCGUCUACAACUCUCAUGUCUGUUCCAGAUGAUUUCCAUCUGCCACCUCCGCUUGUUUCCCCGAAGCGACGUCCAGUCAGGGGAGGGAAGACGCCGAUUCAACCAGGUCGACCCACGUUGAAGACUUUGAUGACCUGGAACGAAUGACACCUGCUGUCUGUUUUAAAGCUGGCGUGUUCUCGUACACGGACUUUCCCAAUGC